AUGACAUAUGAUUCAGUUUCAGGUGUCUGUGCCACUUGUCAUGUACAUGCCACCUGUCAGCAGAGAGAUGGGAAGGAGAUCUGUAUCUGCAAUUAUGGAUUUGUGGGCAAUGGGAGAACCCAAUGUCAUGAUAAAGAUGAGUGUCAAUUUGGAGCUACUGUGGUCUGUGGGGAUAAGACAUCCUGCCAUAAUACACUUGGAGGCUUUUAUUGCAUUUGUCUGGAAGGGUAUCGAGCAACAAACAACAAGGAGACAUUCAUUCCCAACGAUGGCACUUUUUGUACAGACUUGGAUGAAUGUGAAGUACCAGACACCUGUGGGCCUGGGGGACAGUGUGUGAACACUCCUGGAAGCUAUGAGUGUUAUUGCAAGGAUGGCUACCUUCCCCCAAAUGGGACCCAACCAUUCUACCCUAUGAGAGAUGGUACAUCAUGCACAGAAAUAGACUGUGGGACACCUCCGGAGAUUCCAAACGGCUACAUCAUCGGACAAUACACCUCUAGGCUGGGCGGCCAAGUUCAUUAUGCUUGUAAAGAAGGAUUUUACAGUGACCAGGAAGAGAGCAUGACGAGUUGUACUGUUGCUGGCACCUGGGAGACCCCAAAGAUACAUUGUCAAGCUGUGGACUGCGGGGUUCUGCCUUCAUUCCCAAAUGCUUAUCCAGCUCUUCUGAACACCACCACAUAUGGAAGUCUAGUUGGGUACAAAUGCUGGAAGGGGUACGUGCCAGAGACCAGCAACCCUGUUGUUUUUUGCAAUGCCCAAGGACAAUGGGAAGGUCCAUCUCCCAUGUGCAGAGAGAUAGAGUGUGGCAGCCCACCAGUGAUCCAGCAUGCCAUCCUUGUGGGGAACCACAGUUCUAACCUGGGAAGUGUGGUCUACUAUACUUGUAUGGAUGGCUUUGAGAGCACCGGAGGGGACCGUACCUCACUUUGCACAGCAGACGGUACCUGGAAGAAAAGCACCUUACGUUGUACAGAAAAAAAGGCAUCGAUUACAAAUGAAUCUGUGUUUAAUAAUACCUGUGUGAAGUGGAGAGUGAGUCCAGAAAGAGAGGACUUGAAGAUGGUCUAUCUGAUACACAUUCGAGGACAGCAACGAGAUGGGACAGAAUUUGUCCAUGAGGACUUAUUUAACCUUACCACAAGCAGUCAGGAGCCUGAGGUCUGCCCACAUCUCCAUCAGGGCACCAACUAUACUGUGACCAUUAGGAUUACCUCUCCUAGGCCCUCUGUUCCUGUAACUGUCAGGAUCCAAACAGCUGAUGAUGAUGGAUCCUUUGAUGUUUCAGUAUUCAAUGAAACCUGUUUGAAAUGGAAGAGGAAUCCUAGAGACACCACAGAAGAACAAAUGUACCAGUUUCAAGUCCUGGGACAAAGAUGGUAUCAGAGUAAUUUUUAUCAUGAGCUAUCAUUUAACCUGACUACGAGAGAAAGAUUUCCAGAGGUGUGUUUAGAUCUGUAUCCAAGAACUUAUUACACAGUAAAUAUCACCACUGUGGCAUUUCCCAAAUACUCGGCCCACAUCAUCAUAGCAACAAGAUCAGUAAAUCAGAUCAUCAGUAACGUUUCAGUUCUUAAUGAAACCUGCUUGAGGUGGAAGAGAAAUGUGAAGAUGGCUGAUUUAGAGGAGAUGUAUUUAUUCCACAUAUGGGGCCACCGAGGGUAUCAGAAGGAAUUUAACCAGGAAGUGUCAUUUAACCUGACCACUGGCAGUCAGGCUCCUGAAGUUUGCCUGGAACUGCACCCAGGCACCAACUACACUGUAAACAUUAUGGCUGCUUCCUCUGGACUUCCUGUGCUGGUCUCCCUUACGACCCAGAUAACUGAGCCUCCCAUUCCAGACAUUGAAUUUAUUGCAGUACAAGGAGGUCCUUUACCACCCCUGAGUCUGUGGAAAGCAGACGACAGAAAUGGACCCAUCAGUUCAUAUCAAGUGUUGGUGCUGCCAUUGGCUCUCCAAAGCAAGUUUCUCUGUGAUUCUAUACAAGAUACCACUUUCUUUAGCAAUGACUCGAUUACCAAGGGAUAUGUGGCUGCAGAAAUCCUGGCCAAAGACAUCCCUGAUGUCCGAGAGAUCUCUCUUGGAGACAGACUCUACUAUGGGAAGUUUUACAAUGCACCCUUGAAACCAAGAAAUGAUUACUGCAUUAUUUUGCGAAUCAACAGUGAAUGGAAUCAGGUGAGAAGACAGUCCUGUGUAGUUUGGGCUGAAGUGAAAGAUUCAUCUCUCACUUUGCCACAGAUGAUGGGUGUUGGAUUGGGAUCCGUGGCUGCUGUGGUCAUAUUAGUGCUUCUCUCUUUCUUAGCAGUAUGGUGCUCUCCCCGGAGGCUGUUGGCAGUGAUUACUGCCCGUCUACCCCUAUAA
Messenger RNA from Trichosurus vulpecula (common brushtail), 2367 nucleotides. It is a transcript of the gene SUSD1, whose product is annotated as sushi domain containing 1. NCBI's taxonomy places the organism in Eukaryota, Metazoa, Chordata, Mammalia, Diprotodontia, Phalangeridae. The record is from RefSeq and is a predicted model, not a curated record. Gene Ontology annotation, molecular function: calcium ion binding. The transcript has 17 exons. The coding region runs from base 1 to 2367 and encodes 788 amino acids.